This is a messenger RNA of Labrus mixtus (cuckoo wrasse), 4950 nucleotides long. RefSeq names its product ubiquitin specific peptidase 4 (proto-oncogene) (gene usp4). The transcript is spliced from 22 exons. The record is from RefSeq and is a predicted model, not a curated record. The coding region runs from base 29 to 3037 and encodes 1002 amino acids. Gene Ontology annotation, molecular function: cysteine-type deubiquitinase activity. Lineage: Eukaryota; Metazoa; Chordata; Actinopteri; Labriformes; Labridae. Gene Ontology annotation, biological process: protein deubiquitination.
GCGGUCACGACACCGGUACACUCGCUGCAUGAUGGCCGAGGGAGGCGGACCCGAGUCGGGCGGCGCGGCAGACUCCGACUCGGAGCCGGUAGCCGCUCAAAUGCCAACACCUUCAACAGAAAGCCAAAAACAGACUAUUGGGUCACUUUUGAAAACGACUCUAAGAAAGGGUGACGAAUGGUAUCUAAUAGACAGCCGGUGGUUCAAACAAUGGAAGAAGUAUGUUGGAUUCGACAGCUGGGAUAUGUACAAUGUUGGAGAACGUAGCCUCUAUCCAGGACCCAUUGAUAACUCUGGACUGUUCUCAGACCAGGAGACUCAGGCCCUGAAAGAGCACCUUAUAGAUGAGCUUGAUUAUGUCCUUGUACCCACUGAGGCAUGGAAUAAGCUUGUCAGCUGGUAUGGCUGCCUUGAUUGCCAGAGACCCAUUGUUCGGAAGGUUGUUGAACAUGGAAUGUUUGUCAAGCAUUGUAAGGUGGAGGUCUAUUUGCUGGAACUGAACUUGUGUGAGAAUGACAACAUGGACAAUGUGGUCACGCGUCAUUUCAGUAAAGCUGACACUAUAGACACUAUAGAGAAGGAUAUGAGGACACUGUUCAAUAUCCCGUCAGAGAAAGAGACACGGCUCUGGAAUAAAUACAUGAGCAACACCUACGAGCAGCUGAACAAGCCAGACAGCACUGUACAGGAUGCUGGACUCUUCCAGGGGCAGGUGCUUGUGAUUGAGCGGAAGAAUGAGGAUGGCACUUGGCCCAGACAAGCCUCUCAUCCUAAAUCCAGUACAACACCAUCAAGGAACUUCACUACCUCCCCAAAACUCUCCUCCAACUCAACAGCCAGCAUCUCCUCAACAGUAACUAACGGAGACAGCAGCCCUGGCUACACACUUAACAACAGCACCACCUCUGGCAACAGAUUGGGAGGCUACAAUUCAUACAGCUCCUCCUACAACUACAGAGAGUCCCAGUCACAGCCUGGCCUGUGUGGUCUCAGUAAUUUGGGAAACACGUGCUUUAUGAACUCUGCCCUCCAGUGCCUGAGCAAUGCAUCUCCACUAACGGAGUACUUCCUGGAAGAUCAAUACGAGGCAGAGAUUAACCGAGAGAAUCCUCUGGGAAUGAGGGGCGAGAUUGCAGAGGCUUAUGCUGAUCUAGUAAAACAGAUGUGGCUGAGCCGCAGCAGCUAUGUUGCCCCUCGCACCUUCAAAACCCAGGUUGGACGCUUUGCCCCCCAGUUUUCAGGCUACCAGCAGCAGGACUCACAGGAGCUGUUGGCCUUUCUGCUGGACGGGCUCCAUGAAGAUCUGAACCGCGUCAAGAAAAAACCUUACCUGGCCCUGAGGGACGCGGAGGGACGCCAGGAUGAGAUUGUUGCCAAGGAAGCCUGGACAAACCACCGCUUGCGUAAUGACUCCAUCAUCGUUGAUAUUUUCCACGGCCUCUUCAAAUCCACUUUGGUGUGCCCAGAGUGCUCCAAGGUGUCAGUAACCUUUGACCCAUUCUGCUACCUCACACUGCCUCUGCCCAUGAAGAAGGACCGCACAAUGGAGGUUUUUCUGGUGCGGUCAGACCCUCAGUCUCGACCCACACAGUAUCGAGUGGUGGUCCCUAAACUUGGUGCGGUGUCAGAUCUGAGCAGCGCCUUGUCCAAACUCUGUGGUUUCCCUCCAGAAAACAUGGUGGUGGCGGAUGUUUACAAUCACAGGUUCCAUAAAAUUUACAGACGAGAUGAUGGACUCAACCAAAUCAUGGAAAAAGAUGACAUUUUUGUGUAUGAGGUACAGGAAGAGGACAGUGAGAGGAUGAACCUGCCUGUAUAUUUCAGGGAGCGCCACUCCAAGCAUGCAGGAAGCUCUGCAAGCACCAUGUUGUUUGGUCAGCCUUUACUCAUCACUGUGCCCCGACAGAACCUCGUAGCAGAUGUUCUUUACGACAAGAUCCUUGAGAGGAUCGGACGCUAUGUGACGCAAUCCCAGAGCCAUAACAGUGAAAGCAGGGCCUCCUCCUCAGCCACCUUCACCAGCUGCAGCCGGGCUCCUGAAUGUUCAUCGUCCAGCCUGGGAGGCUGUGGCAGCCCCUUGUUGGACGGGGCGUCUUGCAGUGCCAGCUCCAGCAACGGCAGCAACCACUCAGGGACCUGCAAUGAAACCAAUGGGCUUUGUGAUGCUGAGGAGGAGGCCAUGGACCACCAAGUGAGUCCAGAGCCAGAGAACGGCCAGUCUGAAGAGGAGGAGGAGACCUCUGACUUGGAAAAUGGGCCCAAAGGAGACUCAGCCAAGCAGUGCUCUUCACCAGCCAAGCUCUUCACCUUCAGCAUUGUGAACUCAUAUGGAACAGCCAACAUCAGCCCGCUGCCUUGUGAUGGGAAUGUCCUCAAACUCAAUCCACAUUCCACUGUGGCGAUCGACUGGGACACAGAGUCAAAGAAACAGUGCUACGAUGAGCAGGAAGCUGAGGCGUAUGAGAAGCACGAGAGCAUGCUCCAGGCCCAGAAGAAAAAGGCCACAGUGGCUCUGAGGGAAUGCAUCGAGCUCUUCACAACCAUGGAGACACUUGGAGAACACGAUCCAUGGUAUUGCCCAACAUGUAAGAAACACCAACAGGCUACAAAAAAGUUCGACUUGUGGUCACUGCCUCGCAUUCUUGUAGUUCACCUAAAGCGUUUCUCCUACAACCGGUGUUGGAGGGACAAGCUGGACACAAUCGUGGACUUUCCCAUCAGGGAUCUGAACAUGUCCGAGUUUGUGUGCGACCCCAAGGCCAUCCCCUACACGUAUGACCUUAUUGCCGUGUCAAACCACUAUGGAGGAAUGGGAGGCGGUCACUACACAGCGUAUGGAAAGAACAAAGUGGAUGGAAAGUGGUAUUACUUUGAUGACAGCAGCGUCUCCUCUGCCACAGAGGACCAAAUUGUGACUAAAGCAGCCUACGUACUAUUCUAUCAGCGCAGAGACGAGGAAGCCCCAUCCAAACCUCAGCCUUCGGCCUCACUGGGAGGAGCCCCAGAAACAGCCGAAGACCACAUGGACACAAACUGAGGAGCCCCCCCCCGAUAUGACGGGACACGCACUGAAACACACAUGGCAAAUAGAGACACUCUGACGCACACACAAAGCUACUUUAGAAACAGAGGACUACUCACAGACUCAUCAUUAUUAACCCUACCUUCCCCAUAUUUUUUAUUUGAUUUCUGUCUCAUAUGUUGUCAAAUAGAACCAACAGCCUUGUCAGGAGAGUGACCUGAGGCCCUCCCUCUCUGCAGUGGGUGCUCUAUCGAUUCAUGAACAUAGUUUACUAGUGUGGAACUCAAAGGAUUAAAAAAUGGAUAUAGAUCCUUUCACUGGAUCAACACAAUGUUAGAAGUGCCCUCAAAUGCGUAGCUGAACAAAUGUUUCUGUUGCCCCUAACAACAGUCAUAAAUACUUUUUAAAAAAAAAAGCCAAAUGCAAAUGUUUCAACCAAAGCGUACCAAGGUAUUUAUGACGCGAUGAACCAACUGUCUACUUUUUUGCUGUAUUUUGGCAUUGUGCCUAGAUUAAUCUCUUUAAAAUCUUGCUGCGCUGCAGUGAAUGCAAAUUUUAGUGUGAUGUCCACACAGAACAAUACAUGCUUGUUGAAAGAAUCCUGCUACCUUCUUCCAUCUGUGCAGAGUGAAGCACUGACGGGGAUCUCUGCAGAGUAGCUGUGGCAGCUGUGCUACCUGCCUGCAAGGUCUGUGUUGCAAUCUAAAACCGCAGAGGGGGUGGUGUCUUGUGUUUUUUAGGUUUUAAGAUCGACAUCUUGACAUGUGCACCCUCCCCCCAUUGGAACACAGUUUGGUGUAAAUUUGCGUGAGAAAUCCCAACCCACUAACACAUUUUCCUUUUUUUUUGUAAUCACAAUGCAAAAGCGGCCUUUUGAUUCCUGCAACCUGACAAAAAGGAGGCACUUUGAAUUCUCCAUAAGUACAUUAUCUACCUGCUUCUUGGGUAUGUAUGGUUUGGCCUUAGCAUUAAGGGUUAUGGUCUGUCGUACACUUCCAGAUCAUUUUUAAUGUGUCUUAUAAGAAUAUUUUGAUUGCUGCCUGAUUGGACCCCUAGCUCACCUGCAAUGGCUUCUCCUUAUUAGUCUUGUACAUUAAUGCAGCUCUGUAUUGAAAUGGCUCUGUUAUUUGAUAUCUUCAAAGCACACUGAGUGAAGCAAAAUAAACUAGUAUAAAAGUGGUGCUUUCUUCAUGAAACUUGAAACUUGCUCCUUGUCUUGAGGAACAAUCUACAUGUGUCAUCAUCGGAUAUGGUCAGGACAUUAUCUGCACUUUAUCUGAUCUCUCGCUGAAUUCAGGCAUUGUGAUCUUAGACUGAACGGCUUAGGAAAAUAUGACACAAUGAUCCAAGUUGGAAGCAUUAGAAAGUUAUGUAUUUGAUUAAUGUUUAUGGAGUCACAAAACAAUCCCAGGAAGCACAGCUUUAAUGGGUAACUUGUAUUAGAUGGACUGAGUAUAAAAAACAGUAUUUAUACUCAGUCCUCGGGGUCUUGCAGUGAAACCAGAUGGCGGUCAGUACUUGAUACAACUUCAACCAUAGAUCUUGUUCUGUGGCAUCAAUAUUACACUCAGUUGUAUAACAGCAUGUUGAAAUGCAGGGCCUCCAGUUGCCCUCUUUGCUGGUUGGUCCUGCUGUCAUUUUGCUUUUGAGAGAUGACUUCCUCAAUAUAAUCACUAGAAAUCACUAGAAAAGCUUUACAUCAUAUCUGUAAUCCUCGCUACUUAAAGACCAAAUGCAGCCAAUCUGGUUUUCCUUCUUUGAAAUCAUGGCAGCAAUUCAAAUUCAAAAAUAACUCAAGAUGUAAAUAAUCAUACUAUUGAAAAUAGGUGUAUAAAUUCUUGUCCUCAUAUUUAUCUGAUUGCCGCUAUUGACAAUAUUUGUUUUUAAAAUAUUUGAAUUCAAAGUACAAUAAAGACUGGAAGCCUCAA